AUGGCAGUCACCACACUACUCUCCGAUUCCUCGGUGGAAUCGGUGAAGCAGGCCGUCCGCUCGACGUCAACAUGCUCGAAUGCCACCGUUCUCUCUCUCCAGACCCUUUUCCGUGGGCUGUCGAAAGUAUCGCCGGAGAUCGAGAAAACCACAGUAAAGAGGGGGACCAGAACCACGAAGACUUCAACAGCUUCCAGCCGAGCGAAGUCGUCGAGAGGCACCAAAGAAGCAGCAAUUAAUACAGUCGUGGAAAAGGACGCCGCGCGUCUGUCAUAUCAGGAGAAGCUUGUCCUCGCCACGGAUGUCUUCAAUACCACCCUGAAGACUCUCUCGGAUGCAUCGAAGCUGUGCGCUACACGGGACAACGUUCGGAUUAGGACAGCGACCAGCUCCCCCUCCCCCAGUCGCUCCAGAAAGUCAAAGACACCGGAGUCGCAGGUAUCAGAUGGGCUAGAUAAUGGCUUGGUAGCUGUGGCCGAAUGUGCAAGCACUGCUCUGUCUUCUUUAAGGACUCUGAAAGCGGAGCAAGGGAGCCAGGAGGCCGGAUUCCCCAACAUGCAGCUGGAGCAAGGUGCAUGUGUCUUGGCAGGGAGGUAUCUGUCAUUGGGGCUGAAUGACAUGGCAUACAAGGAAUUGAGAGGCCUGAAGAGGAGGUUACAGCAGCACCUGGAUAGCCAGGCCACAAUCCGUCAGAAGACUAUGAAUAGGCGGAAAAACGAGGUUUUUCAGGAGGAGGAACCCACGAAAGAACGGAUGUCAGACUUGCUCACGUUUGCUAAUCUUGCCCACGCCGGACCAGUGCUGAGUGUACUUGUCCCUUUUCAAUCGAAUGCCCUACGGCUAAUUGCCUCAGAGAACAAACUUGCAACCAUCCAGAACGUCGCCUCCUCACUGCAGUUAACCGAAUUGAGCAGUCCAGCGAAUGUCAUCGUGGCGGCAACGGAAUCAGGGGCCCUCACCAAAGACAAGGCAGCAAUCCAACUCCAACUCCUCUCCAAUACCGUACUCUCUCUAUCAGGAACCCAACAAACAUCCACAAGCAGCACAACACGGGAUCGCUUGAAGCCAAUCACCUCGUUGGCCCUUCAGUUGUUAUCAUUGGAAAUGCGAUGCAUGAGUUGGAAACUCUCUGGCCACACCUGCGAUGAAGCAAAAGAGAUGUGGGAUCCAUUGACACGCUACCUGGCAAACUUCUCUCAUCACAGCAAAUCUAUCGAGAGAUUCGAGUUCGCAUCCGUGUACAAGACGAUUGUUCGGCUUCAAACAGCUGUCGCUAAUAUGCAAAAGCGGCCAUCGGCCAGUGUCAGAGACAACCUCUCUGUCGCUAGGAUUGCUACCACUCUAGGCCAGCUGGCGCAAGAGGCUGGAUGCUUCGAGGAGGCGUUGAAGCUUUUUACAGAAGCUCUCAACCCGCUCUCCAGCGGACAAUGCCUCUCGCUCGCCACCGUGCGUUGCAAGAUUGCGUCUUUACACCUUCAAGCCAGCAGGUCUUCGAAACCGUCGCUAGACACAGUGAUGAAUGUUGUAUCCGAUGCCACCACCUCACUUAGUAUGCCCUUAAAAGGGAGCCUGAGUGACCUCGAUGAGUUGCUGGUUGAAGCUGCGAAACUCAAGAAGCUUACAAUGAGCGCUUACGGGGAUUUGGUUACGAAGGCAGGAGAAAAGGUCACAGUUGAUAUUUCUCCGAUUUACGAAUACCUUCCCGCCUUCUUGAGGUUCUUGCGCCGGUACCUUGGUCGUUCAUCCACGGAUCAGGAACCAAAAGACAACGAGUUGUUUACUAGCCGAGUCCGCGCUUGCAGAAGCAUUGUUCUCUCGGCUGUAGAUUCAACUCUAGCGGUCGGGAAAUUCUCCAUCACGUCACAGAGACCCCCCUGGGAAGAUGUGCUGGUGGCAUUGACUGAUAGCCAGCGUCUUCUGACGACUAUUCACACUGGGGAUGAAGAUGCUGACUCCGCCGUCGAGCAAAUUGGCACGGCGUUUGUUCGUUUGUCGAACCUUUUUUGGUCACGCUAUUUGAAGGAGAAGGAGGGCGGGAAGGCCUAUCGUGAACUCGUAUCCCUAGUGAAACACUCCGCAAAUUUACUAUCCCGCUGUUCCCCAGACCAACGGAGUACUGGAUUCGCCGCUUUGAAAUAUGAACGACUUGCGCAUCUCUACAUGGAGGGUAAUAGGGGUGCCGAAGCCGAGCAGGCUUUCUCGCAGGCCAUCCAAGAGCAUAUCGACACAGGUGCUCUGGACCAACUGACGUCCAGUGCCAACUUCCCCCAUCGCAUUUCCCAAGACACCAAAAGCAGUGGAUUUAUGCUUGGUAGAGUCCUAACUGCUUACAUGAAGCUGAAACUGCGUAGCAGAAAGUCUCCCGGCCUCUUUGAUGAUGAGGCACAAUCGCCGAUAGUGAGAGGCUACAUUCUGGAAUGGCAAACGGGUAUCUUGACCGAACUACAUUCACACGCUUCCAGUGAUGAAGCCUUCUGCUCGCACUUGACUCAACUUGUGUCUAAACUGCUUGACUUGUAUGACCCUCAAACACAUCCCAUACGUCGUUUGCGAGUUGUUCUUAGCGGGCUGCGUUCGUCCCUAGAACGGCCGGGUUGUUUGGAGUCGGCAUUGUUGCAACAACUGCUUGAGGAAGGAUCUCAAUCUAUUGAACUUGGAGAAUACUUUGAAGACUCUGCUUUGGCGCUGCUAGGGACUCACCUGUUGAACUCCGUACGCCUUCAUGUAGGACUUCUGCAGGGGGACCUACAGCCGGAGAACCUCAAUCUCCUCAUAUCAUCAUGGACAUCGUUAAUGCGCACCUGCCAAGAUGAAGCAUCUCUUGUUCGGUAUGUCGGCGAUGCUGAGCAUUUCCUUCUCCAGCUGAAGGCCGUGGUCGACUACGCAGAAAUCCAUGGGCUUUGGCAGCUCCAGCUCUCCACUCUUGAAUUGGUUUUGCGUGUCACAGAACUUCAAGAUGGCGGAGACUUUUCAGAAGCUAUCAUCGUAAUUGCUCGCCUCGUACAGCAAUACUGCCGACUUGGGUACUGCAAGAAGGCAGGAGAUCUUCUCGCUCGCGCGGAUCAGUACCUCGGUCCGAAUGUAUCCUGCCUGGCUACACUAUCGCACAAACUGGCGCGGGUAGCCUACCUCCUGGAAACGGGCGAUACUGAGAAGGCAGCAGUCAUCCUUGCCGCAGCUCGAGCCCUCUACGAGAAGAACCAGAAGAAACAGGACCUCAGCAGCUGCUCUGUCUUGUCUAAGAUUGCUUGGGAAAGACUGGUCGCAGAUGCGGCUUUUAUUAGCUCGCAGCUUUCGUUUGCCCAGGGUGUUAUCAAGGAUGCACUCUUUUUCGCUAAGCUAUCUGUUCGGCUGAACUGCAGGAUUUGGGCCAAGGUUGAGAAGAUCUCGCAGAGGAAACAGGAAAAGAGCUUGCCCGUGCCGGUAGGGGACAAUUCCGAGCUUGACAACGUAGUCGAGACGAUGGCCAAGCUCGACGUAUCGCCAGCAAACCCUCCGACGACUUCCGUUUAUACUCAAGGAGCACCGUUCUGGCCGCACAUUGGCUCUCACCACACGUCCCUCUUGAACCUUGCAAGUCUAUCCGCACAUCACGGCCUGUUCCAAGAUGCCAUAUAUUAUGGCGAGCAGGCCUUGAAAAUUAACAAGACACUGAACGCCCCCGUCCGUCUCAUCAACUCCCAAGCGCAGCUUGGAUCACAUUGGAUUCUUGGAGGCCAUAUCUCUGAAGGCCAGGAACUCUUGGCGGCUGCCGAGAAGCAGUCUAAACAGCUAGAGAGCAGCGUUGAGCUCGCUUCGCUGCAUAUGGGCCUUGCCUCCCUUUACAGGGCGCAGGGUCAUUACCGUGACGAACUUCAGGCUCUUCUGGAGGCCGAUCAGAUCAUGGCCAAUUUUGUUAGUUCCGAGAUGUCCGACGCCAUUUCAGUCUCCUCAGGCGUCCCCGACUUGGAAGACAAAAUGGAAAGCCUUCGGAUCCGACCGAGCACCAGGAAGGCUAAGCAGCCAGCCACGGCAACUCGCAGGACUCGUGCUACUACCUCGACUAGAAGACCAACAAAGGCAGAGGCGACCACGCCGAGUGAUGCUGACACUGCCACCGAAUCCAAGUCCUUGCUGCAGCUAAGAAGCGACAUACUACGACAACAAGCCGCUUGCUCGCGCUCCUUACGAGAUUUCGAAACAGCCUCAACCCUUCUUGCCACCGCGCGAAAGUAUGCAGUCUCCAGGGACAGUCAGAUCUCGGUGCAUCUUGGGGAAAGUGAGCAUUUCCUCGCCGAUGCUAUCCGCCGCUUUGCCUCCCAUGCCGUAUAUUGCGUUCUUCCCGAAUCAACGAUAUCUUUGCCGUCCUUGCAGUCACCGAGUAAAACUGCCCAAGUCAGCGCCUCUAAGGCUCCCACCAAGUCUGCGUCACGGAAACCUCGAGCGCUCGCCCGAGGGACACGGUCACGGGCACCAACUGCCAGCGAGGACUUUGCUAUAAUGCUUUCUAAAGCAGGUGAUUCUCUCAAUAAUGUCUUCGCCGCUGCCACCACGCUGGGUUCCACGUUAGAUAGUCACUCCGCUUCUCGUUUGAUGAGCCGUAUCUCUAUGCUGUCUCAUGUCACAGCUGCCGAGGGCUCCACGGCCUGGUUGCAGCCUCCAGCAACUGUCAAUGAAAUUGGCCGCAUUGGUGCUUUUACGCGGGAGCAUACUGCUAUUGAUCUUGACAAGCAGUUGGCAGAGUGCAACGACCCACUCCUUUGGCCGACGCCCUCGGCAAUGACAACGGACUCAGAGAAUUUGUGUAGCUCAAAGUUUGCUGAAGAGUACAUUGAUAUCCUGCCGGACAACUGGAAUAUUCUCUCCCUAUCAUUGAGCGCCGACCGCAGUGAGUUUAUCGUCUCACGUCUGCAGCAAGGCCGUUCGCCGUUCCUUUUACGGCUUCCGCUGAAGAGGGGGAACUCGGAGGAAGAGGACGAGCAAUUUACUUUCGAUGACGGCCGGGAGGAGAUGCAGGAAUUGAUCAAGCUGGCUAAUGAGAGUGCCCACGCGGCCAAGGCUCAAACGGAUCGGCAAUCAAAGAAGGAGUGGUGGAAAAACCGCGAAGCUCUCGACCGCCGGAUGGAGACGCUCUUGCAGAACAUCGAAAAUGUAUGGUUUGGCGGCUUCCGCGGCAUCUUCUCCCCGGUGCCUCAAGACAAGGCCGCUCUGGGGCGUUUUGCAACCUCAUUCCAGUCCAUCCUGGACAAGCACCUACCCUCUCGCCAGAAGGGUGGCCGAGCGGAUGGCCCGCGCCUGACGCUGCACCCGAACGUACUGGAACUGUUCGUCGGCGUGGAAGACCUGGACGACCAGGAAGACCCCGAAGAGACCUUAAUGGACCUUUUGUACUUCGUGGUGGAUAUCCUGCAAUUUCAGGGAGAGCGCAAUGCGUACGACGAGAUUGACUUUGAUAUGAUGGUCGUUGAAACUCUCGACGCUGUGCGAGCCUACCAUGACGACGCCCACAACCGCCGCGGGAAACCCACACCCAACCACACUGUCUUGGUCCUGGAUAAAUCACUCCACUUGUUCCCGUGGGAAUCUCUCCCCUGUCUGCAGGGAUUUCCCGUGUGCCGUGUGCCGUCCUUGGAGUGUCUCCGUGACCGAGUUCUGCAGUUCCAGAAGAAGCGUAACUACAACGCCAGCAAGGGCAUGGGCAUUGACCGAAACAGUGGCAUGUACAUUCUUAACCCCACUGGGGAUCUUCAGACGACUCAGAGCACGUUUGACCAGGAUCUGUCCCGGUUGCCUGGCUGGACCAGGAUCGUGCAGCGCGAACCGAGCGAAGAGGAGUUCAAGCGCGGCUUGGACCAGACGAGUCUCUUCCUGUACUUCGGACACGGCAGUGGUGCGCAAUACAUCCGGGGUCGGACCAUUAAGCGACUGGAGCAGUGUGCGGUUGCAUUCCUCAUGGGUUGCAGCAGUGGUACUCUGACCGAGGCUGGCGAGUACGAACCUUACGGAACACCGAUGAACUACCUGCACGCGGGCAGCCCUGCCCUCGUUGCUACACUAUGGGAUGUUACAGAUAAGGAUAUUGAUCGGUUUGCGCAGUCUACGUUUGAGAAAUGGGGUCUUUUUGAUGCCGGAUCGGACGGGGCGACUUUGGAUGAAGCCGUGUCGCAGUCCCGACCAGCUUGUGUGUUGAAGUAUUUGAAUGGAGCAGCUCCUGUGAUUUACGGCGUUCCAUCGGUGUUUUUGGAAUAA
Messenger RNA from Aspergillus alliaceus, 6228 nucleotides. Its product is annotated as C50 family peptidase. The record is from RefSeq and is a predicted model, not a curated record. Gene Ontology annotation, biological process: proteolysis; meiotic chromosome separation. Lineage: Eukaryota; Fungi; Ascomycota; Eurotiomycetes; Eurotiales; Aspergillaceae. Gene Ontology annotation, molecular function: cysteine-type endopeptidase activity; protein binding. Gene Ontology annotation, cellular component: cytoplasm; nucleus; centrosome. Bases 1 to 6228 code for a protein of 2075 amino acids. The transcript is spliced from 2 exons.